GAUGGGUUAUACGAAGAGAUAAGUCUUUGGAAUAGUUUCUCGGUGACCUGUCGAAUAUUGCUCAUCAAAUGAUUCUUUUUCGAGUAGGUUGUGAAAUGUUCGCUUUUGACUGGGGUCUACUAUCACUUCCUGCGAGAGUCACGAACUCGUGUGAUUUAUGACUUCGGCAUGUUUUGAUUCUUUGCAAAUGUAAAUAUUAACCGCUAUCAGAGGCCUCUAUUAUUUCCUGCCAAUCACAUCGUCGGAAUGUUGUUUGCGUGCGCAUUUUAAAUAAAGUUCUUCGUCACGAAAAAGUUUAAUGUCUCGUGCUCCAUUCUUUUCUUUCAAUCGCAUUUGCUGAUAUUCUUCACAUAUAACAAGUGAAACACAGAAAAAAGAAUAAUUGGGACUUAAUUAUAAGUCUAGUUUGUCGCAGCCAUGUUGGUUAGCGGUCAUUAAAAUGGAGUGUGCGCAGCAAUACCUGAAAAUGAACAUGGCGGACGGAGGCUAAAUCUUCCGAUCUUUAUCUAAGUAAACUCGUGUAUCCAUUUGCAGUGCGUUAGCUGCCCUGGUCUAGGAAAAAAUGAAGCUAAACAUAGACGGCCUCCUGGUGUACUUUCCUUACGACUAUAUCUAUCCUGAACAUUAUUCGUACAUGAUGGAAUUGAAAAGAACUCUUGAUGCUAAGGGUCACUGCCUUUUGGAAAUGCCUUCUGGAACUGGGAAAACUAUCUCAUUGCUGUCCUUGAUAGUUGCAUAUAUUUUGGCCAAACCAUUUGAGCUGUCCAAACUGAUCUACUGCUCUCGUACUGUUCCAGAAUUAGAAAAAGUUCUAGAAGAGUUGAAGGUUCUUUUGGAGUAUUAUGAAAAAGAAACAGGAAGAAAACCCAAAUUGCUUGGGCUGGGACUCAGCUCAAGAAAGAAUCUUUGCAUUCAUCCUGAGGUGAGUGCAGAAAGAGAAGGGAAGAAAGUAGAUGGGAAAUGUAUGAAUUUGACUGCGUCAUAUAUACGUCUAAGACACAAAGAAGACAACACUGUUCCUGUUUGUGCACUUUAUGAGGCUUUUGACGAACAUGGUAAAGAGGAAAAAAUUUCCCCUGGGGUAUAUAAUUUGGGUGACUUGAAAGAAUUUGGAAGGAAGAAAGGAUGGUGUCCAUAUUAUUUGGCAAGAUAUACAAUAUAUCAUGCAAACAUAGUGGUCUACAGCUAUCACUACUUGCUGGAUCCUAAAAUUGCUGAACUUGUUUCAAAAGAACUGGAAAAAACAUCAGUUGUAGUCUUUGAUGAGGCUCAUAAUAUUGAUAAUGUAUGCAUUGAAUCCUUGAGUGUAACAAUUUCAAGAAGAACACUUGAUAGAAGUCAUGCUAAUGUGGAAAACUUAACUAGGACUGUUAAAAAUCUGAAACAGAAAGAUGCCACAAAACUGAGGGAGGAGUACAGCCGUCUUGUUCAAGGUUUACGGGAUGCAAGUGUUGCAAGAGAAACUGAUGUGGUAUUGGCUAAUCCAGUUUUACCAGAUGAAGUCCUGGAAGAGGCAGUACCUGGAAAUAUUAGACAAGCUGAACAUUUUGUAAAUUUUAUGAGAAGGUUUAUUGAGUAUUUAAAGACCAGGCUAAGAACACAGCAUGUUGUACAAGAAAGUCCUCCAUCUUUCCUGCAGCAUAUUUUCCAACAAGUCUGUAUUGAAAGAAAACCUCUCAGAUUUUGUGCAGAGCGGUUGAGUUCUCUGCUAUACACGCUAGAACUCCCUGAUGUUCAAGACUAUGGUCCUUUAACAUUGAUUGCCAACUUUGCUACUCUAGUCAGUACCUACAGCAAAGGGUUAACACUGAUCAUUGAGCCAUUUGAUGAUCGCACACCAACCAUACCCAAUCCAAUCCUGCAUUUCAGCUGUAUGGAUGCUUCCAUUGCUAUAAAACCUGUUUUUGACAGAUUUCAGUCCGUGGUUAUCACAUCAGGGACUUUGUCACCCAUAGACAUGUAUCCCAAGAUUCUUGACUUCAGGCCGGUGACCAUGGCAACUUUCACCAUGACACUUGCCAGAAUUUGUUUGUGUCCCAUGAUUGUUGGCAGGGGAAACGAUCAAGUAGCCAUUACGACUAAAUUUGAAACAAGAGAUGAUAUGUCUGUCAUUCGUAACUAUGGCAACCUCUUAGCUGAGAUGUCAGCCGUGGUGCCCGAUGGGAUUGUUUGCUUUUUCGUCAGCUAUCAGUACAUGGAAGCAGUGGUGUCCAUUUGGAAUGAUCAAGGUAUAAUCAGCAACAUUCAGAGAAAUAAACUGCUCUUCAUUGAAACUCAAGACGCAGCAGAAACUAGUUUAGCCCUUCAUAAUUACCAGCGGGCUUGUGAAAAUGGAAGAGGUGCCAUUUUACUUUCAGUUGCCAGAGGAAAAGUUUCAGAAGGAAUUGAUUUUGACCAUCACUAUGGUAGGGCCGUUAUUAUGUUUGGAAUUCCAUAUGUCUAUACUCAAAGUAGGAUCCUAAAGGCCCGCCUUGAGUACCUCAGAGACCAGUUUAACAUCGGAGAAAAUGAUUUCCUUACUUUCGAUGCAAUGAGACAUGCUGCUCAGUGUGUUGGCCGUGCUAUCAGAGGAAAAACAGACUACGGAAUCAUGGUGUUUGCUGAUAAGAGAUUCUUCAAAGUUGACAAAAGGGGCAAACUUCCCAAGUGGAUUCAGGAGUACUUGAAAGAAGGAGUGUGCAACCUGUCUAUUGAUGAAGCAGUUCAGAUCAGUAAGAGAUUCUUGAGGCAGAUGGCGCAACCGUUUGACCAGGAGGAUCAGCUUGGCCUCUCACUUCUUACUGUUGAGCAGGUGCAAUCUGAGGAGUUUCAAAAAAGAAUCCUACAGUCAGCCGUGGCAUGAAUGUGUAAGGAAGUGGACCUACAUUAAGCUCGAGGCUGGCGUCCAAACGUAGACCAUCACAUUAAGUGUACUUCCGAGGAGAGAUGACGGUGGAGACUUUUUCACGAAGCGCCAGAAAAAGAUUACAGAAUACGAGAGGGAAAUGCAAGAUCUAAGAGUUUACUAUUUGAACUUUCAAUUCGACAGACCAUUAAAACUUUGCAGAAAGUUAACACCAUUCUAAGUGGGUAAACGACCUCUGUAAUUCGUCAGAUUAAACGGGAAAUUUGGAGUUGA
Stylophora pistillata is the source of this 3118-nucleotide messenger RNA. RefSeq names its product general transcription and DNA repair factor IIH helicase subunit XPD. Gene Ontology annotation, biological process: nucleotide-excision repair; transcription by RNA polymerase II; positive regulation of mitotic recombination. The record is from RefSeq and is a predicted model, not a curated record. Gene Ontology annotation, molecular function: damaged DNA binding; hydrolase activity, acting on acid anhydrides, in phosphorus-containing anhydrides; DNA helicase activity. Gene Ontology annotation, cellular component: nucleus. NCBI's taxonomy places the organism in Eukaryota, Metazoa, Cnidaria, Anthozoa, Scleractinia, Pocilloporidae.